AAGCUGUCGGGGGGGGGAGCGGCCUCCGGGGCGCGGCGGGCCAGCCCGGCCCGCGACGAGGACGAGCACGGUAAAAAAUCCCAGAAGUGGGAUGAAAUGAACAUCAUAGCUACAUACCACCCAGCAGGCAAAGAUUAUGGCUUGAUGAAAAUAGAUGAGCCAAGUACUCCUUAUCACAGCAUGGUAGGAGAAGAUGAUGAGGAUGCAGUGAGUGAUUCAGAAUCAAAUGAGCCCUUAAAAGCAGAUGUGUUGAGUAAAAAACUGGCAGCUGCAGCUGAAGGUAAAGGACCUAAGAUCAUAGCAAAGCAAGAGGAAAGCAGUGAGGAGGAGGAAGAGGAUGAAGAAUUAACACCUGAAGAACGAGAGAAAAAGAAACAGUUUGAAAUGAAGAGAAAAAUGCACUACAAUGAAGGACGAAACAUCAAACUGGCAAGACAACUCAUUGCAAAGGAACUACAUGGUGAAGAAGAGGAUGAUGAGGAUGAGGAUGAAGAGAUGCAUGAUGCUGCAGAUGUAGAAACAAUGAAUACAGAAGCUACUGAACAUGGGGAAAGGAGGGCUCCAAUAGGCAACCUUAUGACCUUUCUCCAUGGCUUGAAGCUGCCAUCUCUCUGCACUCUGCUGUAAAACAGAGGCAACUCCGCUCCCCAGCUGCAUUCGCCAGUGGAAAGAAGGCACACCUUUGCAGCAUUUUUCCAUCUCUAUUGUUGAAGUCCAUUCCACCUUGCCUCAUAACCAGCUUCAGAGCCACAACUGGUAAUUAUCAAUUUUGGACUGCUCAUGGCCAAUAGAUUCCAUAAACGUAACUGUUUGCCAGUUUAUCAACCCAUUAACUAACUGGUUCACCUCCACACCAUGGCAUAUAGAAAUACUUUCCAUUAACUUGAUGUAGUUCUCAAUUCUUCACUUUUGUUUUGUAUCAUUCUGCUUAAACCUUGAUAUUUCAUUAUCUCCUAAUCUCUGUAUCAACUAUCAUAGCUUUUGGUCUGUGUACGUGAUCAAUUUUUCUGAGGUAAAGUACUGGUCUCACUUUUUGUAGCAGCUGGUGAAUUGAAUACCCUCAGACUGAUCAUGUGUGAUUCUUUGUGGCAGGGUUGGUCAAAGGACGAUGGAAUAUGGACAAAACAAUUAAUAAACCUCUCUGUCUUCUGCCACUGCCUGUGUUUUAAGAAAUUCCUACAUUGAGGUGAUAAAUGUUCAGCAACAAAGCUGUGCUAAAGUAAUGUCGAAGUUUUACUGAAGUAACUUUUUUGAGAGGACAACUCUUUAUCACACUCAUCUGUAUUCUGAGGGCACAGAAGAAUCUCCUUAUAAAUGUUGAUUAAACAGGUAUUAGGGCUACAGAACAUUUCUUAAAUAGCUAGUUUUAACAGUAGCUACUUGGGUUUUUUGCUAGUCUGCUUUGGGCCAUGCCAUGCUUUUGGUCAUAUUAAGCAAUUGGGUAUUUAAAACAGUAUUUCAAUUUGGUUGUUUCCUUCCUGGAAGUGGAUUAAAAUGCUAUUAAUAUUCUUGUUCCUGAGGUUCCCCUGUUAGGACUGUAAGCAUGUGGAAAGAUUUUUUUCAUCUGGAUAGCUUUUGAAGAGCUCUUUGACUUCACAUCAUAUUUUAAAGUGCUUUUUUAUAGAGCAGAAAAGGAGGGGUUUUACUCAGUGUAUUGGGUGAUGCAGGAGCUGAUUUUUGUGAUGGCUUAUUUUGGCUUCACUCCGUUAAACUGACUAACAGCUCUGACACUUGCCUUUAACUGCAAAGGAAAUGUCUGUCUUUUUCUGCAUGUUGUAUUGUAGAUACAUUUUGAUAGUUUCUUCCAUUUGACUUCACUUCUUCUGAAGUUACCGAGAUCAUCUGGUGAUGUUGCUACCACUCACCUACUAUGUCUGAGACUGUAAAUCUACCUAAGUGAGAGCAGUGUCUUUUUAUUCCAGUGGAAUAACAUGAUUUCUAUAGUACUGAUGAUCAUUCCAGGUAAAGAUGUGACAUAAGAGGUAUUUCUUAGUGGUCUGUUGUGACUCUAGGGCUCCACUGGCUUCUGGAUUGUUUUUCAGGCAAUUUGAGACCCUCUUCUCACUUGGAAUUUUAUUUGUCUGUGAAGAUCCCUUAAAGGUUCUGUCCUUCUCAGCUCCUGAUGUUCCUUUCUACCCUCUAAUCCUGUCUGGUUUGUAUUUGAGUAAAACUAACAGUAUUCUUCUAAUCCCUACAUUCUCCUUUUGAAGAAGGGGCUAAAGACUUAAGACAGCUUUUUAAGAAAGUUUCUGUCAGAUACCACCAGGUCUGCUAAUGAGUUGCGCUUCUUGGUUACAGACUGAGAUUUCUUGCUGAUUGAAAUGAAGAUGGCCAGUCCAGUCAGUAAUGGAACCUCAUAUGUUAGUUCUGCAAAUUGAUCUCUCUCAACUCCUGGGUUAAAUCCUCCCAGUUCCAGGAGUGUUGAGCAUUGAGUGCUUGGUAUGCUGAACAAUGGUGCUAGCCAUUUCUUCAGAACAUGAAGGUGAAAUAACUGUUUUAGAAGUUUCCACACUCUCAAACUAAAAGCUUGUGCAUUGCUAUGAUGGGUUGGCAAACAUUACCUUUGGAGAAGCAAAGAUGAUUUCAGGAGGAUAUUGUGUGCGUUUUGAAAAUAUUCAAUGAGUGUGAAGAAUUACCUAUUUUUUGUAAUCUUUCUUAUGCAGCACAUGCUACUCGUGACCAGCUGGAAAGUAGAGCACACAGCAUAGAAGAAAUCUGUCCAGAACUGUAACUGCUUGUCAAAGUCACAAAUAUAAACAUCGCUUCAUGAUUUUUUGCAAUUAAGGCUCUUAAAUAUUGAGAAGCAUAUCAGUUACAAUGUUGUAUUGCCAAGAAUGUUAAUUUUAGACUUGUCCAUUAGGCAGAAAAAACUGUCUAAUUGAUUUAUUCUUGUGCCUAGUAUUUCAUGGAGAAUACUGCUUCAUAAUCUGUUCAACCAGAAUGGCAUUCCCUGUAUGUAUAACACUGAUUAUCUUGCGUAAUAUACUGUUACUCUUCAUGCUUUGAAACAGACAGUAUCUUUUGGUUUUUCACUAUUUAUUUGACAGUGUUCUAGGUCUGGUAUCUGUUAUGGAAAGGUUUGGGAUUUAAGAGCCAAACGGUACAGCAUAUAUCAGAUUGACAUGCAAGCUAUUUAUCAGAUGUGUUGAGCAGUUUAAAAAGGGAUUAUUUAAGUCUUACAACUUCUUUGUAAAGUGUUGACCUGUUAAUCUAGAUUUCAGUACGUUAUUACCUGUACUUCCCCAGUCUUUAGAAGAGCUGUAUUAUUUUUUAGGAGUGGUGUUCAGAAUCAGUUGUUAGUUUCUGACUAAGGCAAUACUAACAUCUGGUGGAGGGAAUGUUUUUACACUGGAAAUGUGUUAACUUGAACUUUGCAUUUAACUGUCAUUAUCUCUUCCAUCGGGACUGGAUGUUUUGUGGAGCUCUCUUUUGACUUAUCAUGAGAACAUGGAAGUUCCCUCCAACUUUUCUCUUAAAACCACAUCCACUGUCACUCUUCCAGCUCUUGUUUCAAACUUUUGGUCCUUUCCAGUUGCAUGAAGAGUGCUUGUGCUACUAGCACUUGAGGAAAAAUGCCCAGCCAUGAGCAAAUCCACAUCAGGACUGUGAAGAUGAGCUGAGUUUAGGCUCUGGCUGUUCUUUACAUAAAGAUAACUGCUGAUGAUCUCCUACUCAUUUGGGGUUGGCAACCUGCGUACUGAAAACCACUGGUCUAGAUCUUGCUGUACCCAUUGCAACUUACAGCAGCUGCUUUUGUAAAAUGAAGGCUGUUUGGAAGAAUAGAAGGUAAACUGCCUAAUUCAAAUACUUGUUUACAGUGUGGUUGUACAGCCCCUGUAAAGAGGGAUUCUGAACCUCCAAAUUGCUGUAAACAACUUCCCAUUUGGUGGAAUUUGACUGGUGAAUGUUCCAGUACUCAGAGUAGUUCCUGGGUUUUAUUACACAAAUGAAGUAUACACUUAAGCUUUAGUUUGGUUAUGGAACACAGUGUAUAUCUUAAUUUUGAUCUGAAUUUGAUAUGUUGCAAAAAUCCAUAUAAUUAUAUGGAUCUAUUUUAAAAUGUCUUUUUGUCCACUGUAUAUGUGAAGUUUGAAUAAAGGAAUGAAAGUUAUUUUACAGUUA
Molecule: messenger RNA, 4122 nt
Organism: Haliaeetus leucocephalus (bald eagle)
Lineage: Eukaryota; Metazoa; Chordata; Aves; Accipitriformes; Accipitridae
Gene: PPP1R2
Product: protein phosphatase 1, regulatory (inhibitor) subunit 2
Exons: 7
Coding region: 97-627 (176 amino acids)
Biological process (GO): regulation of signal transduction
Molecular function (GO): protein phosphatase inhibitor activity
Source: RefSeq, a predicted model, not a curated record